Brienomyrus brachyistius is the source of this 1583-nucleotide messenger RNA. RefSeq lists its product as uncharacterized. Gene Ontology annotation, cellular component: endoplasmic reticulum. The coding region runs from base 202 to 402 and encodes 66 amino acids. NCBI's taxonomy places the organism in Eukaryota, Metazoa, Chordata, Actinopteri, Osteoglossiformes, Mormyridae. The record is from RefSeq and is a predicted model, not a curated record. The transcript has 3 exons. Gene Ontology annotation, biological process: endoplasmic reticulum unfolded protein response.
UUUAAAUACUUCCUUUUCCGUAACUUGCACCCCGUGUCGUCCUUCGAGAAGUCGACGGGAUUGUAAAUUUUAGCCGCGGAGGCGUCGUCUGGUGUUGUUUUUAGAGAGAGGGAGGGGGCGGAAGAAAAAGCAUAGUUGGGGGGCAAAAGCUGUAGUUGGCAUUGCGAGCAUUAUCUCCUGUUUGCUGGGUGAGGCUUCAUCAUGUCGGCUGUCCAGCGGAUGAAAGUGGCCAACGAGAAGCACAGCAAGACCAUCACGCAGCGCGGACACGUCCAGAGAACCACGAGAGUGGUGAAUGAGGACAAGUCCCCCGUGGGACCCUGGCUGUUGGCCUUCUUUGUCUUUGUGGUGUGUGGAUCAGCUAUUUUCCAGAUUAUCCAAAGCAUCAGACAGGGCUUGUGAUUCGGUGCCAGAGGACUGUCUUCAGCAUGGAGACCCGUGGUCCCUUUUCAUCAUUGAUGCCAGCGCCAUCCAGCUUUCUCUGCCCCUGGGCUGGUCUCUCCAUCCCUGUGCCCAAAGUCAUCAGCUCCUCCCUGCCCCCAGAGCCACCUGUCUAGCCUAGCUUGUUAUUUCUGUAGUACUAGUCUUUGAUACAUUUUGAAUUUCAUUCAUGAACUGUGAAAUACACCAGUCAUUUUCUAUAGUCUCCUGGCUUAGUCCAUUUUACACCCCCGUGUUAAUCAAGCUAAAUAAUCUCUCUUGGAAUUUGCAUAGGUAAUGUGCUAUAUGUCCUAGAAAGAAAAAGAGGUAAAGGUUUACCUCGUAUUCUCUGUGAAGUGGCGAUGAUGAACAAGCUUGGAAGUGAUACAGUUUUCAUUAGUACCUCUGGGCGUUUUGUCCGUAUUUCAGGUUCUGGUUACUUAAAGCACCUUUUGAGAAAGAGAAUUUUGUUUUGAGUUUUUUUUUUCAUGGGGUGCUCUCAUGGUAUUUGAGAAAUAAUCCACAGAAAUGGUGAAUUCUGGGGGACUGUUUGUUUACAAUAUAAACUAUUCCAGUUAAUUUGCAUUCUGACUAGUACGUUUCUUACAUACAGUACUUUGACAGCUUCAGAAAAGCGCGACCUUUACACCCUUUAUCUUGUAAAUGUACCCAAAUUAAAUUAUUUGUCUAAGUUCUUUUCUUAUUGUCAUAUGCCUGUGUCAUUGGGCAUAAAUGUGAUUUUCACACCAUAUUUAAACUUAAUCGACACCCUUUUUUACUGUUCAGGGAAGACUGAUAUUAACAGGAAUUGUCAAACUCGUAUCGCUGGUUUUUUCCCGAGCCAGUCUAAAAUGGGCAUAUUAACAUCAUGUUCCCUGCAAGUUACAUAAGGGAUGUGCUAAGUGCGUGGUAAACAGCAAUCUUGGCCACAUUACUGAUAUUUGUCCAUUUUGUGUUCUGAUUGUACCUUUAAACAUAUUUUCCAAAAUAUGUAAUUAGAAGUUUGCUAUUUCGAUUUAAAAACUGAGAAGUUAGCAGUUUGUUAGAGAGGAGAACUGCCACAUUGACGGCCAUCCUGAUACCGUACCAUGAGCCUCCCAUUGGAUGGAAGCUAUGCAAGGCUUUUGUUCUUUUUUCUACAAAUAAAACAUAUUUUCUCAAAA